AUGGCGGACAGCACAAUAAUACCGGCGAUGUCGCCGCCGGCCGGGAAGACAUCCAACUUCAUUGACCCCCCAUACAUUGGGACGAAAUUCCUCGUCGUCAAUUGCGUCUUUCUACCAAUCGCAGCUAUUGCGCUGCUGAUCCGGACAUGGACACGGUUGUUUAUCGUGCGCAGCUUUCGCUGGGAUGACUUGUUAAACUGGGGUCUGGGAAGACACAUGUGGGACGUCCCAGCCGAUUAUCUAUCACCAUGGUUUAUGAAACUAAACGUCAUUGCCGCCAUCCUUUACUGCGCCGGGACUGGUUUUACUAAAGUAUCCGUUCUUGUCUUCUAUAUGCGCAUCUUCCCUAGUCGCAAUUUCCACCGCGCCGUUUGGGCGAUCGUGUUCAUCGCAGCCGGAUACAGUGUGGCCAGCGUCUUGGCCAAUAUUCUCAGUUGUACUCCAGUUGAUAAAGCGUGGUAUCCUACCAAAGCUGGUACCUGUAUGAAUCGGCCGGUGUUCUAUUUCGCCAAUGCUGGAUUAGGAAUAUUUACAGAUUUCGCGACGGUGAUUGUACCCAUCCCCUGGUUACGUCGAUUGCAGAUGCCAACACGCCAGAAGAUCGCUGUUAGCUGUAUCUUAGCGAUGGGAUGCUUUGUUGGCGUCGUCAGUUGUAUCCGAUUAUCGACAUUAUAUACUCUUCUCAAAAGCCCCGAUCUCACCUGGAGCACGACAGACGCCCUGAUGUGGUGUACGAUCGAGUUAAACCUUGGAAUCACCGGUGGUUGCAUUACAGCUGUGCGCCCUUUCGUUCGUCGUUACUUUCCUCAUCUUCUGGGCCUAUCAUACGGGAAUGGUUACAAAUAUGACACGUCGUCUCGCAAGUACGGCCUUCCGCUGGGUUCCGUUCCUCGCGCCAACGUGCCUGAUUUUUCGAAUGCUCGCAGUAAUCAAUAUUCGACCCUCACGACGACGACAGUUAUGCCCGCGGCUGACAAUGGGAGCGAAGAACAUAUCUUACAAUAUCCAGAAAUACCUGCGAAGAGCGUCGAUGGCAUUGUCCGGACGGUUGAGUUCGACGUGGAGAACUCAAGUGUCCGGAGGUAA
Aspergillus pseudotamarii is the source of this 1086-nucleotide messenger RNA. RefSeq lists its product as uncharacterized. Lineage: Eukaryota; Fungi; Ascomycota; Eurotiomycetes; Eurotiales; Aspergillaceae. The transcript is spliced from 6 exons. Bases 1 to 1086 code for a protein of 361 amino acids. The record is from RefSeq and is a predicted model, not a curated record.